AUGGCUUCUUCUGUUCCCGGACCUCUGCCACUUCCCGACUCGCGGUUUGAUCUCUCCACCUAUUGGGGAAGGGUCCGUCACUGUUCCGAAAUCGCGGACCCAUCCAUGCUGCUCACGACAGAGAACGAUUUGCAGAAAGCUCGCGAUGUGAUUUCUUCGUACCGCAGAGGCGAGCUGAAGCAAACAACUCCUGAGUUUUGGCACGCCAAAAAACAGCUCGACUCUACAGUUCAUCCUGACACAGGCGAGACUGUCUUGCUGCCCUUCCGCAUGUCGUGCUGCGUUUUGUCUAACUUGGUGGUUACCGCCGGUAUGCUGACGCCAGGUUUGGGCACUGCAGGCACCAUCUUCUGGCAGUGGACUAACCAGUCGUUGAACGUGGCCAUCAACUCUGCCAACGCCAACAAAUCGCAUCCUAUGUCCAUGCAGCAGCUCAUCACCAACUACACAAUGGCAGUGACCGCAUCUUGUGGUGUUGCUGUGGGCCUUAAUAAAAUUGUGCCACGCUUGACAAAGAUAUCCGCCAACACUAGGUUGAUCCUAGGCCGUUUGGUGCCUUUCGCCGCCGUUGUGAGCGCAGGUAUCGUCAACGUUUUCCUGAUGAGAGGCGAUGAGAUCCGCAAGGGUAUUUCUGUCUAUGACAAGAACGGAGACGAAGUCGGUAAGUCCAAGAAGGCCGCUUUCCUUGCCGUCGGUGAGACUGCCCUGAGCAGAGUCAUCAACGCUACGCCUAUUAUGGUUAUUCCUCCUUUGCUCCUGGUAAGAUUGCAAAGAAAUGUUCUAAAGGGCAAAUCCCUUGGAAUCCAGACGCUAGCCAAUUUGGGUUUGAUCCUAGGUACAUCCGUUGCGGCUUUGCCCUUCGCGUUGGCCGUUUUCCCUCAGUACCAGGACAUCGAUGUUCACAAGUUGGAGAAGGAUCUAGCGGGAAAGAAAGACAAAGACGGCGAGACUGUCGACAAGGUUUACUUCAACAGGGGGAUCUAA
This is a messenger RNA of Lachancea thermotolerans CBS 6340, 984 nucleotides long. It is a transcript of the gene FSF1, whose product is annotated as Fsf1p. Gene Ontology annotation, biological process: monoatomic ion transport; mitochondrial transmembrane transport. Gene Ontology annotation, cellular component: mitochondrial inner membrane. The record is from RefSeq and is a predicted model, not a curated record. The transcript has a single exon. Gene Ontology annotation, molecular function: monoatomic ion transmembrane transporter activity. Lineage: Eukaryota; Fungi; Ascomycota; Saccharomycetes; Saccharomycetales; Saccharomycetaceae. Bases 1 to 984 code for a protein of 327 amino acids.